Messenger RNA from Mus musculus (house mouse), 9722 nucleotides. RefSeq names its product tripartite motif-containing 66 (gene Trim66). NCBI's taxonomy places the organism in Eukaryota, Metazoa, Chordata, Mammalia, Rodentia, Muridae. The coding region runs from base 1287 to 4748 and encodes 1153 amino acids. Gene Ontology annotation, molecular function: zinc ion binding. The transcript has 22 exons. Gene Ontology annotation, cellular component: nucleus. The record is from RefSeq and is a predicted model, not a curated record.
GGAGACAGAUUUUAGUGCCUGUUGGCAGAUCCCCACCCCCUGCACUCUCCUGCAGUACAGGGGGCUUGGAGGGAUCUCUCCGGCCCCUGCUGUUUUUGAAAAGGAUGCGGUGAGACUGUGUGCCUGGCAUCUGCGUGCUGCAGCAGUGUGGGGCUGACAGAGUGUGUCAACUUGAGCUCCGGCUGUGCAGGCACCGCUGCUGCGGGAGCCUGUUAUUCCAUUCUGGAUUGCUAUUUUGAUACCCAGAUUGCAUCAUUCUUCCUACGUAUAAACAGGGGGUCCCCAGGGCCCUGCAGCUACUCACUUCUCCACCAACACUGUUGUUGUGAUGAGCUCUAUUUAAAUGAGCUGCCGGAUCGGGGCAGGUUCCAGCCACAUAUGAGCACUGUCAUUUUGGGGAACAUGGAGGGCUGAAGGAUUUUUAUGGACCGAGUCCUCAAAGGCUGAGGGUGACGGCCUCCCGAGCUGAGCAGAGGGCGGCAGAGCUAGUUCCUGAAAGUUGAAAAAUCUCGUUUUCUUCCCUCUGAGCUUCUAUUCAGAGGCACCCAGAGGAUUAGGAAGGAGAUGCAGCUAGGAGGAGAGGCGCCUCUUUGAGGUCUCCCUCUUGCUGCUCAGUUUGGGAAAAUUGCUGCAGAGACUUGGAGAUAAACAGGAACAGGAGGAGUCAACCUCGCUCCUUCUUGCAGGAGCAUCUCAGGUGAUGCUCUAAUUACAGAGCAACAGGGUGACAGGUAAGCCUGGUGGCCGCCAGGGGCGAAAUCGGCAGUGAGCCUAGGUGUGUCUCGGAUCAAAAUCUGUCUUUCUAACAGAGCUCAUCUCCUGUCCUGGAUGUCAGCGUGUCUAUCUUACCAGAGAUGUAACUGAACAUAUUUUCCUUCAGUGCUUUUCUCCUGUGAAACCCACUAUGGCCAGGGCUUCUCCCCUUUGAAGAAGUUGACUGCUCUGCUAUCGCUUGACAUCUUCCUCUGCUGUAACUUCCCCUCAUCUACCUCCUCGCCAUCAGCAAUCAACAUAGUUGUUUCCUAUUGAACUGCUCUGAGUGCAAGGAGAAGCGGGCAGCACACAUCCUCUGCACAUACUGCAACCGCUGGCUGUGCAGCUCCUGCACAGAGGAGCACCGGCAUGUCCCAGCCCCGGGGGGCCCACUCUUUGCACGGGCACAGAAGGGAUCCUCAGGGGUGAAUGGUGGCUCUGGGGACUUUGCCUUGUACUGCCCUCUGCACACACAGGAAGUGCUCAAGCUUUUCUGCGAGACGUGCGAUGUACUCACCUGCCACAGCUGCCUGAUGGUGGAGCACAAAGAGCACAGAUGCAGGCACGUGGAAGAAGUUCUACAAAACCAGAGGAUGCUCCUGGAGAGUGUGACUUCCCAGGUGGCACAUAAGAAAUCCAGCCUACAGACAUCUGCAAAGCAAAUCGAGGACAGAAUUUUUGAAGUGAAGCAUCAGCACCGGAAGGUGGAGAACCAGAUUAAAAUGGCCAAGAUGGUCCUCAUGAACGAGUUGAACAAGCAAGCCAACGGGCUCAUAGAGGAGCUUGAGGGCAUCACUAAUGAGAGAAAGCGAAAGCUGGAGCAGCAGCUGCAGAGCAUCAUGGUUCUCAACCGGCAGUUUGAACAUGUGCAGAAUUUCAUCAACUGGGCUGUCUGCAGCAAAAGCAGCGUCCCUUUCCUUUUCAGCAAAGAGCUGAUUGUGUUUCAGAUGCAGCGGUUGCUGGAGACGAGAUGUAACACAGAUCCUGGCUCUCCUUGGAGUAUCAGAUUCACCUGGGAGCCCAACUUCUGGACCAAGCAGCUGGCUUCCCUUGGCUGCAUAACCACUGAAGGUGGACAGCUGACCCGGGCAGAUGCUGCAGCUGCCUCUUAUGGGAGUUUACAGGGGCAGCCAUCUUUUUAUCAGAGCCACCAGGCCCCCAUGGCUCAGCAGGAGGCACUCAGCCACCCCUCACACAAGUUCCAGUCUCCAGCACUGUGUUCCUCGUCUGUCUGCUGCUCCCACUGCUCUCCAGUCUCGCCUUCCCUCAAAGGUCAAGUCCCUCCACCCAGCAUCCACCCGGCUCACAGUUUCCGACAGCCUUCUGAAAUGGUGCCCCACCAGCUGGGGUCACUGCAGUGUUCUACCCUGCUGCCCAGGGAGAAAGAGCUGGCCUGCAGUCCUCAUCCACCCAAACUGAUGCAGCCCUGGUUGGAACCACAACCUCCUGCAGAACAGGAGAGUACAUCCCAGCGGCCAGGACCGCAACUGGUUUCCCAGCCUGUGUGCAUCGUCCCUCCGCAAGAUGUGCAGCCAGGAGCCCAUGCCCAGCCCACCAUACAGACACCCUCCAUCCAAGUUCAGCUGGGCCACCAUCAGAAGCUAAAGCUCAGCCACUUUCAGCAGCAGCCGCAGCAGCAGCCACCCCCACCACCGCCACCUCCCCCACCCCCCCAGCAUGCACCUCCACCCUUGCCUCCAUCCCAGCACCUGGCUUCCAGUCAGCACGAGAGCCCUCCUGGGCCUGCCUGUUCGCAGAAUGUGGACAUUAUGCACCACAAGUUUGAGCUGGAGGAGAUGCAGAAGGACUUGGAGCUUCUCCUGCAGGCCCAGCAGCCUAGCCUGCAGUUGAGUCAGACCAAGUCUCCUCAGCAUCUUCAGCAAACCAUCGUGGGGCAGAUCAACUACAUCGUGAGGCAGCCAGCACCCGUGCAGUCCCAGAGCCAGGAGGAGACCCUGCAGGUUACAGAGGAGCCACCAGCACCUGAGGGCCCAAAGCCAGCUCUACCUGUUGACAAGAACACUGCUGCUCCCUUGCCCCAGACAUCUGGGGAGGAAACGCCUCACAGUGUCCCUCCAGUGGAUGGCACCUCCCAGCACUCUUCUCCAAAUGUGGUGAGAAAGCACGCCACCUCAGUGAGCAUCAUGGGCUUUUCCAACACUGUGGAGAUGGAGUUGUCAUCUACCAGGCUGGCGAGGACCAUAGAGCCACAGAUACACAGGGUGAGCAGCCUGACAGCUGCCCCCACCCACACAAUUCCGAGCUUGCUGAGUGGCCCACCACAAACUGUGUCCAGCCUGAUGAGUGUUUCAAACCAUGCCAUGCCAAGCCUGACAGCCAGUCACCUGCAGCCCGUGCCAAACCUUGUGCGUGGCACAUUCCAGUCCACGUCGAACCUGAGGGGUGAUUCCUCUCAAGCCAUCACAGGCCUGGCAAGUAAUCACUCACAAGCUGGGCCCAGCCUAAUGUCUGGGCACACCCAGGCUGCGCCGAGUCUGGCCACUUGUCCUCUGCAGGGAAUGCCACCGGUUUCUGAUGUGCAUGUGGAGCCGAGAUCCGUAUCCAGUCCUGGGUCUGGCCCAGCUGCAGAAAGCCUGGGUACCAGGGAUGGGGCUGAGUCCUCCCUGGGGAAUGCCUUGUGUAAGAUGGAAAGUGAGGAUUGUACCCGUUUCUCAGACUCAGUAGGACAAGGCCCUACAGCCUCCAGUCUGGAUGGUCCCAAGGAUUUGGCUAUUCCCUCAGAACUGGAGGAACCAAUUAACCUCUCUGUGAAAAAACCUUUCCUGGCACCAGUGAUCAACACAUCCACUGCUCUGCAACAGUACCGGAAUCCAAAAGAAUAUGAGAAUUUUGAACAAGGAGCCCUAGAGCUGGAUACAAAGGAGAAUUCAGACAUCAGAGCUAUCAGUAGUGAGCCCAAGAUCCCCUACGUGCGACUGGAGCGGCUCAAGAUCUGUGCUGCCUCAUCAGGAGAGAUGCCUGUGUUUAAGCUGAAGCCCCAGAAAAAUAGCCAGGACGGAAACUUCCUCCUGGUGAUUGAGUGUGGCACUGAGUCCUCCAGCAUGUCCAUUAAGGUCAGCCAGAACAGCCUGCCUGAUGCCAGCCAGGGCCCAGGUCUUGGGGGAAGAAAGGUCACUGUCACAUCUCUGACUGGGCAGCAGCCACAAGAGGUGGAGAGCACAUCUGAGGAACACAGACUCAUCCCCCGAGCUCCAGGAGCCAAGAAGAACACCCCGGCCCCCAUAGAGAAUGAGGACUUCUGUGCGGUGUGCAUCAACGGUGGGGAGCUGCUAUGCUGUGACCGCUGCCCCAAAGUGUAUCACCUUUCCUGCCACGUGCCAGCCUUGCUCAGCUUCCCAGGGGGAGAAUGGGUGUGCACCCUGUGCCGCAGCCUGACGCAGCCUGAGAUGGAGUACGACUGUGAGAACGCGCGCUACGGUCACCCUGGAGUGCGGGUACUUCCCGGCCUGAGCAUGUAUGACCAGAAGAAGUGUGAGAAGCUGGUCCUGUCCCUGUGCUGCAACAGCCUCAGCCUGCCCUUCCAUGAACCAGUCAGCCCUCUGGCCAGGCAUUAUUACCAGAUUAUCAAGAGGCCCAUGGACCUGUCAAUCAUCCGGAGGAAACUGCAAAAGAAGGACCCAGCUCAUUACACUACUCCAGAGGAAGUGGUGUCAGAUGUACGCCUCAUGUUCUGGAACUGUGCUAAGUUCAAUUAUCCUGACUCGGAGGUUGCAGAGGCUGGCCGCUGUCUGGAAGUGUUCUUUGAAGGCUGGCUAAAGGAGAUCUACCCAGACAAAUGCUUUGCCCAGCCCCAGCAAGAGGAUUCAGACUCUGAGGACGUAUCUGGCGAGAGUGGCUGUUCCACUCCUCAGGGCUUCCCAUGGCCUCCCUACAUGCAGGAAGGCAUCCAGCCCAAGAGGCGACGGCGGCAUAUGGAGAAUGAGAAGACAAAGAGAGUGUCGUUUCGUCUGGCCAACAGCAUCUCGCAGGUGUGAGAGCUGGAAGGAGAUGGGGCACGCUGGUGGCUGAUGUCCCUGUCCUUGAGACCAUCCCUCCCCAUCCUUCAGCUUAUCCUCUUCAGAACGUGGCUGUGAGAUGAGUCUUGUUGAGCGUGCAGCGCUCCCUUCAUCAUUAGCAUCUCCAGUGUUUAUUUGGGAGCCAUAGUGCAUCCACCAUAAAGAUUUCAGUAAAACAGGGAAGAGGGAGGUGUUCCUCAUUGCCAGAGUAACCGGACAUAGAGGUUUUGUGCCUCUUCGGGCUCAGGAGGACCUGGCUUUCUUGCUGAGCUCUCUCAGCUGAGUGGAGCACACUCGGCUCACCUCUCUGCAGCCAGGGCUCAGGAACACCUUGUGUAUUUGAACUCCUGGCUUAGACACGGGUACAAGAAAGGAAGUGAGGUUUGGAUAUAUGGCAGGCCUGUGGUCCCUGUCCCAGCACAGCCAAAGAUUGUCACUGUUUGCCUUUGCUCGUCCUGUUGGGACAGAGGUGUCUGCCACCGGCAGAAUAAUGGAGGCUUCUCGAGGCCCUAGGUCUCAAUCGGUGCCUAUUUGGGUUCUAACGGUUUUCAGGGUAUUUGCUUUUCAUGUCCCCUUUCCUGAGUAGGACUUAUGUGGUCACUGUGAAAUGCUGUGUGUGGUUUGGUACUCUUGGCUGAGCUGGGUGGCAGUGCAAAGAUCAGUUUCCACUCACACCCAGGAGAUGCCAGCUUCAGAGUCUGUCCCUCUGUGUCCUAACUCUGGGAUAAUAACACUCCAGAGCCUGCCUUCCCAGAAGUCACUGGUAUGUGUGCCAGUGGCUCUUCCUUGAUUUCAGACAUCUGCAUCUUGAGUUCCACUUGGGACUAAUGUGACAUGAUGUCUGCUGCAGGAACUGAGGUCCCUGGCAAGGAUGACCCACAGCCAGUGCAGAGUGUCAGGCCUCUCCUGCCUACGAUUCUAGAUCUCUACUUUUUUCACUCAGCCAAAGAUCAGAACUGUGGCCAUGAUGCUCACAGCCCGGAAGCAGGCAACACUGUCACCCUUUAGUGUUGGAACUUGGAGAAGGCUACAGUGACUGGUAGGAGUCUGCUGAGGUGUUAGUAGGCUAAGGGUGGAGAAGGGGAAAAUUGGGAGGUGAGAAGCCUUAGGUGACUCUGAGGUUACAUCAGGGUUGUAGUCCUCACAGAAUGCAGAAAGGCCCUUCAUGGGAAUGGGGUGGUGGCAACAGAGCUACAGGCCACAUAGUGGAAGGAUCACUACAGUAUAGGCAGGGCGUUUGUGAGGACGCCUCUGAGACACAUACAGGGACAGGCUUCUUCGAAAGCAAGGGCUUGGCUGAGGAAGGACCUGUCGACUGUACUGCUGAUCGAGCGACAGGCCUGGCAUUUCAGUGGCCUGGUCCUGAGGCAUGGCAUGGCUGAUUUCAGGGGACGCUUGGGUCGUGGCUUUGUUUUUGUGAAGAGGUGCAGUUUAAGGAAGUGCUUUUUCGUAGAGCCUUUGCUAGGAAGCAAUUUUCUUUUUACCAAAAACCGUCUUCUUUGCCCGUGAGUCAGUAAGAGCACUUGAUCCCUUCUCCAUUGGGCUGAGGGGGCUUCUUCCCUUUGAAGCAAGCCCUGCCCACUGUCUUGUCAUCAGCAGUGCUGCUGCCGAGCUCUCCGAAGUAGAUGGGCUUCCAUACCCUGCUGUCUAGUUCCAGGCAGCAGAACCUUUACUUCACUCUUAGCCAGGUAACCCUGAAAGCAGUCUUCGCUCCUUGUGUUCACAAAGUUUUUGGGUUGGGGCUUAGGCUGCUUCUCUUUUGAGUUUUGCAUCUUUCUCUCUGAUUGGUCUGAUGAGGUUCCUUCUGUUCUGACCUUCCUAAUUCCUGUUUAUGGGCAUCUUUCCUUUUGUGGCCUGGAUUCCUACUAUAGUCUUCAUGGUGUUUGGCACUGGAAAGCCACCGAACACUGUGAUAGCUUGAAACCUAACAGCCUUUCCUGGACCAGCUGGAGACUGUGACCAUAAAAAUGGAAAUGCCUGGUUCAAAGCAUGGGUUCUCCUCUCUUGGUACAGUUCAUAGCUUGAGUGUGUCCUGUUAGAGCAAGGACCAGCUUCUGGGCCCAGAGAUCUUAGACAUGCAGCAGGCACGGCUCUGUUCCCUGGCUGUGAUAGGGCCCCUCUGUGGCGAGACACUCCCUCUGGGCGUCUGAGCAGGGCAGACAGAGAAGAGGGAUGCCUUUUUUCUUUAAGGCUGUGAAGCUCUGGUCUAUCAUUCCUUUCCUGUACUGGUUAGUCUGUGGGAUUUCUCCUGGGACCAAGUUUUAAAAGUCAUGUUAGAUUUUUUGUUUUUUGUUUUUUGUUUUUUGCAUGCAGAAAACAAAACUGAAAGUUAAAAAAAAUUAACAACAAAAGCAAUCACCUGUUCACUAAGUAACUUGUGCUCAUUUUCAUUGGAUCCUGCAGUGACUCAUUUCCAUAUGGUCGCAUUGUAAAGCCAGCUAAGUCAAAGUCAGGCAAUGGGAAUGCACUGAGUUCUGGUUAUUAUACUGUUCUGUGCGGCCCUAGAAGAUAAGAAACUUGUUUCUGGCUGUGCUGAGAAAUGCAAUAGUAGGGUGGCUUUGGGGGACACCAAGGGGAUUUUAGUACAAAGAUUGAUACAAAAUAUGGGUAUUUUGAUCCUCCAGAAUUCUAGCAACAGGUACAUGCCUGCUGCAGGAAUCUUACAGAAUGGCAGCUACUGGGUCCUCCUUGCACAUUGCUCCAUGGGAGACAUGGUUGGAAAGUCAGAGAAUGUUGGCUCCUGUCCCUAGUUUAGCCACAGGUCUUUGUGUGCCUCGUAAUAUCUAGGUCCCCCUUUUUGCUGGGUUGUGCUCCACUUCCAUCCCUACUGCACUGGUCACCUACUGAAGCACUUCUGAGCUGAGGAGUUGUCCCUGUGGUCCCUCUUCUCCAGUCCACUCACUCCCGAGCACCUGCCCUCUCCCUUUGCCCAUCCCAUGGCUACAUCUCCCAGACUUUCAGUCUUAUCUAGGAUCCUCUCCUCUUCCCAGCCUGAACCCAGGCCCCACCACAUGGUUCUUAUUAGCAUCUCAAACUUUCCUAACCUUUCCAACUUCCAGUUUCUCCAUUUUCCACAUCAGCCUGAUUUCUGCUUUUUGUUUUUGUUUUUGUUCUUCUAAGCAUGGCAGGUUUGGAGCUGCAGCCUCAGUAUUGAUUGGAAAUUCUUGAACUUGGUAUUAUGUGCUUCGGAUCUAUGUCCCUCAUCUUUGUUGUUAGCCAAUGACAGCUCACCAUCUGUUUCACUGAAGAGAGCUCAUGGGCAAGGGCUUCCUGCCCCCUGCCUUUCUUCCUGCUGUCCUGUGUGUGUAUGCCAUCUCCUUUCCUUCCCUGCUCUUCUGGUUCUGUGUUUUCUGAUCCGGGCUAUGUUCUCUAAGGCUCUGUUUUUCACUCCCAGGACUCUGUAGGCUCUCUCCAUUGCUUACCUCUCUCCACACAGCCUAACAAAGGUCUCUCAAGAUUAAAGCAAAACUGUCACGUCUGUGUCAUGGACCUUUUCCCCUGCCCAUUAUUCUUCAUUUAAAAUAAACCAUUUGACUGAGUGUGAUGGCAUACAUCUUUAUUCUUAGCACUUGGGAGUUCAAGGUCAGCUUGGUCUACAUGUGGCUCACCCAGGGCUACAUGGUAAGACCCUGGCUCGGACAAGAGAGAAUACUUUUCUUUGAUUCUUCUUCCUCUUCGGUCCUCUGUAGGUUUUCAUGAGAGUGACCACAAGCUACCAAAUGACAUGCCUUUCACUUCUCUGCUGCCUCGAGCUCCUCAUGGCGUCUCACCAGCCCAUCUUUCCCCUGUGCAGCUCUCUCUUCACCGUCUUUCAGGGUAUCCGAUGUUGCUACAUUAGCUUUAUCUCAGCCACUGAGGCCGUGCUUGCUGGAAACCUAGACAGAGGGAUGUGCCUGGCUGUCAUCAUUUUCUCCUCCUCAGGGCCUGGGUGAGCAAGAAGAAUCAUAGUUGCUCCUGAUUUUUCCUCUCUGUUUUUCAUGAAUCCCUUCUUCCUGGAUUUGGUUCUCCUCUUGUGAGCUUGUUCUUCGUCAGUGAAUCCUUCCCUCUGUUGUUCCCAGGAGACACAGAGAGACACACCAGUGUGUUAAGAGCCCCCAUGUCAGUCAGCCUAGGUGGGAGCUGGAUUUUGUAGCAUGCAACCUGCUGUCUGGCUCAGCUGGGAAUCCACACUGGUGGACAGCUCACCAUUAUGAUCUGUACCAGUUGGUACCUGCCUUGGUCAGCAGGGAGCUGAGGAUCAUAGGAAGGCAUGCUUCCAUGCAUGGUUCAGUAUAGUCUCAGCAGGGUGGGGUCUGUUCCUAUGACCUUCCUGAGGGAGCAGGAGACUGAGCAGUGUUGUGAUUCCUCACCUGAGCUGAGCCUGGCUCAGGUAGACUCCUCCCACAGGUCUUUCCCAUUUGUGCUGAUCAUUCCACAUCUGCUUGCUUUAGAUGUUACAGGGCUUGAGGCACAUGGUAGUUGCUUUCUUGGAGGUACUGUAGAAGGACAUCUGGCUUGAGUUUUGGAAUCUGUUUUGGCAUUGUCAAUGAUGGGAGGUAUGACCUUGGGUAUAGUUCCUUCAUUUAUAAAGUUAGGAGUCUCUCAGAGAUUCUGUAGUUCUAAAGAUGAUAACUAUGAUUCUAACUCUGAAGCCCAGACCACAUAGGGUCAGAGGAACCCUGGGAGUGGGGACACAGCUAGAGAAGUCCCAACCAGGCAGGGUAACAAACUCUACAGGCCAAAUUGCGCUGCUUUGGAGAAAGUCUUCCCUGGCUGGCGCUGCUUCAUUGAGCCAUAUGCCCAUACCUCAAGCUGGACACUUCUUGGUGUCUGCACACGUUCCUCCUAGAUGUGGUCAUAUGAUCCAAAGUGGCUAGGGGCACAAGGAAAGGAUUUAAGGGGAAGCAAAAUUGAUUUUAAAUAGACCUACACAUUCAAAAUUAAAUAAAAAAUAACACUUUCCUUUACCAGCAA